AUGUGGCGAGGAGCGCAGAACGCGCAUGACCAGCGUCGGCUCAUGGACGAGGGCAUGACUGCCGCAGAGUCGGCCAACGCUCUUGACGCGGCGCGCGCCGAAGGCCGGCGCGUGGGCUCCGCGGCCGAGGAGCGCCAACGCGCCGCUGAUCGGGCAGCCAAGGAGCGCCGCACACGGGCUGCCAAGAUCUGCUCCAACUUGGCCGAGUGCCGGCUCAAGCUCGAGCAGUGGGAGGCGGCGGCCGCGGCGGCGAGUGACGCGCUGGCGCUCGUGCCGACGCACGCCAAGAGCCUCGUGCGUCGCGCCAAGGCCGCCGUGAGACUCGGCGAGGUGGAGGCCGCCGCAAACGACUUGCGGCAGGAGGCGAAGCGCAAGGAGGCCGCGCGCAACAAUGCUUUUGCCGCGGGCUUCGCCGGCGCGCUAGGUGGCGGUGGUCCACCGCCUCCCGACGUGCCUAACGCGGCGGCGCCGCGCUUCCCACGAGCGCCCGAUCAGGCGCGGGGCGAGACCAUGGGCGGCCAGAUGCAUGACAUGGGCCUCCAGGCGACGGCGUGGGCGCACGGCUUGGGCGUCGCGCAGCAGCACGAGUGGCUCCUCGACUGCUAUCGCAUGCGCGUGGACGACGACAUGUGCUGGGGCGGUGGACAAUUGCGCGGGCUCUACGGCAAGCAGGCGGGCGAAGACAGCUCCAUCACGACGGAUUUCAUGGUCUUUUGCAAGCUGGCCGUGCGUCACGACGUCGUGCCGGUGGGCUGGGACUGGCCCGCCUUCCUGCGCGUGGCCGAGACGCUGCUGCCGUAUGCUUUCGAGAAGGCCGACGCCAAGGAGAAGUGGGGCAGAGAGAACGUCUUCGCCGUCCUCACCGGCGGCCGUUCGCUGCGCGCGACCGCCGAGGUUGUAUACGCUAAUUCGUGCCAGGAGCAGGGGCCGUCGGCGGCCAUGAGGGCGAUGACACGCCGGUGUCGCCAUCCCGGGCCAGAGUGGCACGAUGUCGGUGGCCGCCACGCAUGGCAGGCGCUGGCACGUGCUCUCGGCGAGGACCCAGCGUGGUGGACGAGCGCCGCCGCCGACGACGUGGGUGAGGAGGACGAGGAGGACGACUACGCCGAGAUCGUCGCCAGUCGUUCUGCGCCGUGGCGAGCCGCCGCCCAGGCCAAAGAAGCAGACGACAGCCAGCCACUGCAGCCGCAGGACCGGGUGAUGGUGAGCGGCCUGGUCGGACGGCCGGAGCUCAACGAGGCUCUCGCGACCGUGCUCCUGCCCGUGGACCCGGUCAGCGGCCGCUGCUGCGUCCGCGUGCGCCGACCGGAGGUUGGCUUCUGCGCCCUAGACGAUGUCAAGCUCAAGCCGCAGAACCUGAGCAAGAUGCCGCUGCCUACCGUCGCCCCGGCCGAUGCGACGGACGGCUUCCACCCGCUGCAUAUCGCGGCCAUCGAAGGGCGGGCGGAGCGCGCCGAAUUCUACCUCAGCCAAGGCACCGACCCCGAUCUCCUCGACGCCGACGGCUGGACUCCGCUCAUGCGCGCAUGCCUGUGGGCCCAAGCCGAGGUCGUGCAGCUUCUCCUCGCGCAUGGCGCGACGCCCGACGUGCCCGCGACCACGACGGGCAGCACCGCGCUGAUGUUCGCAUGCAUGCACGGGCCGCUCCGACCUCCGCCCACCAUGCCCUACAACGCCUUCCGCCACAAGCUGACCGUGGAGAGCUUGCUCGCGCACGGCGCACAACCCGCCAUCGGUAACGCCAAGGGCGAGAGUGCGCGCAUGUGGGCACGCCAGAGCGGUGCCGAGGAGAUUCACCAGAUGCUGAGCGACUGA
Molecule: messenger RNA, 1815 nt
Organism: Emiliania huxleyi CCMP1516
Lineage: Eukaryota; Haptophyta; Isochrysidales; Noelaerhabdaceae
Exons: 5
Coding region: 1-1815 (604 amino acids)
Molecular function (GO): protein binding
Source: RefSeq, a predicted model, not a curated record